This is a messenger RNA of Thrips palmi, 582 nucleotides long. RefSeq names its product 60S ribosomal protein L30 (gene RpL30). Gene Ontology annotation, cellular component: cytosolic large ribosomal subunit. The record is from RefSeq and is a predicted model, not a curated record. The coding region runs from base 141 to 485 and encodes 114 amino acids. Gene Ontology annotation, molecular function: RNA binding; structural constituent of ribosome. Lineage: Eukaryota; Metazoa; Arthropoda; Insecta; Thysanoptera; Thripidae. The transcript is spliced from 4 exons.
UACGCCGAAGAGAGCGUACCCCCACGCUACUUCUCCGCUUUUGACGGACUACGGUUUCCUUUUCCGGCAGAGACCACGUCGCCCUUCGCGUGUUGCCCGCUGUCUGUAGUGGAAGGUCGGUGUGAUCUUAAAACGUCACCAUGGUUGCCCAAAAGAAACAGAAAAAGGCUCUAGAGAGCAUCAACAGCCGAUUGGCGUUGGUCAUGAAGAGUGGAAAGUACGUCCUUGGACUGAACCAGACCCUGAAGUCCCUCCGUCAGGGAAAGGCCAAGCUUGUCAUCAUUGCCAACAACACUCCUCCACUAAGGAAAUCUGAGAUCGAGUACUACGCCAUGCUUGCCAAGACUGGUGUUCACCACUACACUGGAAACAACAUUGAGUUGGGUACAGCCUGCGGAAAGUACUUCAGGGUAUGCACACUGUCCAUCACUGACCCUGGUGACAGUGAUAUCAUCAGAACUAUGCCUUCUGGAGACCCUCAGUAAAUGAAGAGUUGGCGUGGCUUUUUUUAUACUUGACCUUGUGAACAUUUCUCGAUUUGUAUUUCUUCUAAUAAAGGAAUGUGCAUUUGGCCAAAAUGAA